CUGGGCCGGGCCCGGGCCCGGGGCGGCGGGGAUGGGGGGCGGCAGCAGGCCGGGCCGCGUACCGCGGCGGGGGCCCGCCUGCCUCUGGGUGGUGCUGGCGCUGGCCUGGGCGGCGGGGGUCGCGCUGGCUACGGAGGGGCCGGCGGAGGAGGCGGCGGCAGCGGCGGCGGCCGGGCUGGCGGGCGCCGAGGAGCCGUGCGGGGCGGAGGGGUGGGCGCAGGAUGCCGUCCCGCCGGGCGCGGCCUUCGUCGCCGCCGCGUCGUACCGCGGCCCCGGCAACAACGACUCGCGGAGCAACAAGGCGCUGCCCAUCCUGCUGUGGUGGAGCGGGAGCCUCUUCCCCCACUUCCCCGGCGAGACGGAGCGGAUCGACUGCCCGCGCGGCUCCUGCCUCGUCACCCGGAGCCGGCGGGUGGCCCGGCACCGCCGCACCAAGGCCCUCAUCUUCUACGGCACCGACUUCAGGGCCUACGAGGCGCCGCUGCCCCGCCUGUCCCACCAGACCUGGGCGCUCUUCCACGAGGAGUCCCCUAUGAACAACUACGUCCUCUCGCACUCGCCCGGCAUCCAGCUCUUCAACUACACGGCCACCUUCCGCCGGGAGUCCGACUACCCCCUCACGCUGCAGUGGCUGCCCGGCGUGAGCUACUUGCGGGGCCCGCCGGUGCCCCUGGCCGAGAAGGAUGCGUGGCGGCGGAGGGGCUAUGCCCCGGUGCUCUACAUGCAGUCCCACUGCGAUGUCCCUUCGGACAGGGACCGCUACGUGCGGGAGCUCAUGAAGUACAUCCAGGUUGACUCCUAUGGGAAAUGCCUGCAUAACCGUGAGCUUCCCAGUGAGCGACUGAGACACACGUCUACAGCCACCACAGAAGAUGCUGAAUUUAUGACUUUUAUUGCCAGGUACAAGUUUCAUCUGGCCUUGGAGAAUGCCAUAUGUGACGACUACAUGACAGAGAAGCUGUGGCGUCCAAUGCACUUGGGUGCUGUCCCAGUAUACCGAGGCUCCCCAGCUGUGCGGGACUGGAUGCCAAACAACCUCUCCAUCAUUCUCAUAGAUGACUUUGACAGCCCCCAAGAGCUGGCAAAGUAUCUUGAUUUCCUGGACAAGAACGGAGAGGAGUAUAUGAAGUAUCUAGAGUAUAAAAACCUUGGUGGAAUCAAAAACCAGUUCUUGAUAGAGAGCUUGGAGAGGCGGGAGUGGGGUGUGAAUGACAUGACUCUGCCCAAUUACCUGAAUGGCUUCGAGUGUUUCGUCUGUGACAGGGAGAACACCCGGGUCAAAAUGGAGCAGGAACACAAAAAGUCUCGUGGGAAAAUUCCAGCUCCCAGACCUCGCAUAGCUCAGUACAAGCACAUGGGAUGUCCUGUGCCAACCCCUGGGUUUGGAAGUGUUGAAGACCUCUCUGGAGGAGACAGAUCUUCUUUUGCUUGAGCAGCAGAUGGCAGUAGAGAAAUACGUUUGAAGGCCCAGCCUGGGUGCCUAUGUCAUUUACUUGCAAGCUCAGGUACUCCUGUCAUUCUGUGCAGUGGUCCUCAGCAAGGAGUUUUGAACAGUUGGUCCAUAAUCCAAGCUGCAGUUGCAUCCCAUGGAAGUUUCCAUGUCUCAUUGAACCGGAGUAUGUUAUUCUUCUCCUGUUUGUAGAUAUGAGAGGUGUCUGGAAAAAUUGUACCAGGGAAGCUUUUACAUUGUCUGCUAUCUACUUUAGAAAGAGAUGUAUCUAUACCUUCUGAGGCAUGAUCAAGGGGAUCUCCAGUGAAAUACAGUGGUUUCUAUCUUGUAAGCAUCUGAGUUUUCACUGUUUUUAUCUCCAAAAUGGAGCAUGAUUACUUAGAAUUGUAAAUGAUGUGACAGUAACAUAAAAUUGCUGCCAAAGCAUUAACUAAACAUGAUCAUAUUUUGUCAGAGUUUGACAGUAAUAUAAUGUCAACAGUAUGAUCAAUUUAGAUGUUUGUCUACUGAGCCAGUCAAUUGUAUAUUUUGUUACUUUAGAAAACAUUAUUGUGGAAAAAGGAUGCAGGCCUAGUGGGAUUACAAAUGAUAGACUAUAUGCAACAUACAAGGUCUGACUAUAAACAUACACUGUGACUUCUGAGUUCUGGAGGCUUCUGGAACUAAGAGAACAACAAAGGCAAUUGGAGUUUAUAUAUUUUUAGAGCAAGUACCCAAUUACAAUAAGGUUACCCUGCGCAUUUGCAUGCUCUGUAAUCCUUAUUCCCAGAUGUAAUUUGUUUUUAGGGUUGACAAAUGUGCUGAAUUGACAGAACCGCUGCAUCAGAAUCUCUCUCUAUGUAGGUAUAUGUAGCCGGAGCACAUUAUUGUACCUUCACCUUGCUGUCCUUUAGCUCUAAGCAUGGAGAUGUGGUUCCUAAAUCCUUAUGCUUGCAGCCUCACUUGUAUUUGGACUUCUGGGCUUCACAGCCAAGUGAGCUUAAGAAGAAAGGCUGUAGAACAACUAUUUGUAUGUGUUAGGUUAUGGGUCAGUCACUAUAGUCUAUUGAAUUCUUGGCUGCUUUGUACAGAAAAUAGUGAGUUACAGUGCUACUGAUGAGUAGAAUACCUGUUUAGUAGGAACCAGAAUCGCCAAUUAUUCUUGGACUCCCAGCUUUGUGAAGAGAAACGUUUGGUUUCUUUCAUUGAUAACGAUUCAUUUUCCAAAAGUGGGGUGUUUGAGAGGAUAACUAUAAGAACACUAAGUGACAAUACUUUUCCAGUUACCUAAAGUUUUCAUCUGUGGUAGCAUGAGAAAAGAGAAGCCAGUGUGCCUUUGAUACAGGAAUAUUUUGAAACCAUCAUGGUUUUCCUAGUUCCAUUUUAUGUCGAUGUCACAGUUUAUUUAUGAUGAGAAUAAACAGCUUGAAAGUGUAUCAGAUUUGCCACGUGUACAGUGUAAGGUAUCUCUUGCAAUAGAAUGCAGUAAUCAGACAGGAUUAAAGAUAGAUCUGUAUCUCAUGGUAAUAAUGAUUCAGGUGUACAUAGUGGUAGUUUCAGGGUAUUUGUACAGUCUUGUUCCUUUGGGGGUACCAAUUUUUUCCAAGUUAUAUAAUCAGAAUGAAAUUAUUUUCUUAAAAACCAAUAACAGCAAUGUAAAAAGAAAAAUACCAAAGGGUUCUUAUUUAAUGUUUUUGACAAAAGUUUUCACUUGGAUACUGGAAUUCCUUUCAGUGUUGGUUCCAUAGAGUUCAGCUGGAAAACAUUUUCUGUUACCUAGUGCCACUUAGUCUUGUGUCUAGUACUUAAUGCAAGUAUACUCAUUUUCCUAACAUGUGCCCUUAUGCAGUGCUGUAAAAAAACAAGUAACUCAUGUUGGCAGUCCUUGAACAAAGGUUAAUGAAUUUAGCUAGUAAACAAUGUGAUCUCACAAUAAGUCCAAGUGCUGCAUUUUACAAGGGAACCUUUUGGCAGAUUUUUUUUUUUUUAAUGUGGAAGUAAGCCUCUGUCCAUGAUCCUUCAUAUUGUAAUCUAUAUUAAAAGCUUUAUUUUGAGGCCUCUGUUGGUGUACGCUGCAGAAAUGUCCCACCAUAGAUGAUGCUGUUGACCACAGAAAACUAAUUUCCAUGGCAUAAAAGUUGUAUGCUGCUCCACAAAGAAAGUGACUAUGACUUGUUGUGCGUUUCUUUUGGUCUUCCUGGAGUAAUGGGUGAGAUCUGCUUCUGGGCAGUGCAGCCAUGCUUGAUUUAAUAUAUGGUGUAUAGAAUGAAUGCAAACGGCACUGUACUUAUUUCUGUGAUUGGGAGGCAGAAGAAGCAAAAAGCUUUGUAUAUGUUAACAAGUGUUGGGUAACUCAUAUGGACAGAUUAAAAAGAGCAUCAUGUUUGGUCUUUAUUCCCAAAAUUUGUGAUGGGCUUAUGUGGCUAGGCAGCAGAUACAAUGGAGAAGAGAUAAAUAAAUUAUUGCCAUACCUUGAUAUAACACAGAUGAGGGAAGUAGUCCACAUGAUCAUGAAUGGGAAGGGAAUUGCUGAAAGUUGCAGUGAUGUAGUCUGUGCUAUGAAAACUUGGAGGUGUGCAUUGAAAAAGAGAAAGCCUAUACUUGACCAUCUAGUCUGGAGAUAAAGAAUAGAGUCAGGGCUGAGGGAUAUAAUGAUUUUUUGUCUCUGCCAUGUAUAACCUGAGUUGGUAAUGAGUAGCCGUCAUUCUCUAAUUGUUAAAUGGUUUAUAUGAAAAAAAAAAUAAUUGAUUCUUAGGCUGUUACACACAUACUGGCCAUAGAAGGCUACUCUCAAAAUUGUGUAAGGAUUCUGUGCUAGAUUUUAUUUCAAUAGAAGUUUUUAUUCUCUACAAUUAAUAAUUUAGUCUCUUUGGUUAAUACUAUAGUCGCAUGCUGAUAUUUCUAGAAUGUUGUAAAGCUAAUAGUGAACUUACAUUUUCUGUAGAGAAUUUUCAGAGCAAGUUUCUUUAAAUGACUUUGAAUGCAGUGGCACAGUAACAACAUGCUUUUUUAUGACCAUCUCUGGGCCUGUUUUCCUCUUGGGUGAAAGAAAAAAAAUGGUUUCAGUGCUAUUACAGCUGCAGACUCAUUUGGUUUU
Molecule: messenger RNA, 4526 nt
Organism: Harpia harpyja (harpy eagle)
Lineage: Eukaryota; Metazoa; Chordata; Aves; Accipitriformes; Accipitridae
Gene: POFUT4
Product: fucosyltransferase 11
Exons: 3
Coding region: 32-1432 (466 amino acids)
Cellular component (GO): Golgi membrane
Molecular function (GO): alpha-(1->3)-fucosyltransferase activity
Source: RefSeq, a predicted model, not a curated record